Molecule: messenger RNA, 951 nt
Organism: Helianthus annuus (common sunflower)
Lineage: Eukaryota; Viridiplantae; Streptophyta; Magnoliopsida; Asterales; Asteraceae
Exons: 4
Coding region: 1-951 (316 amino acids)
Source: RefSeq, a predicted model, not a curated record
AUGGAUCCAAGCAACCCGAACAACAAAAACAACCCGCCACAAACCCCAUGGACGACACCCGUUGAUCCGAUGUGGGCGACUCCACAACUUUCUUUUACAAGCUACAAUCAAGUUCCUAAUGCGUUCAACCAACUCCCUCAAAUCCCGACUCCUAACGCGUUCACGCAACUCUCUCUAACCCCGAAUCCUAACGAGUUCACGCAACUCCCUCAAACUCCGCAACCUACUAGUAAUAAUCAAAAGUCUGGUAGUUUUUGGAAGGAGGUUUGCAACAAAUUUCAUGCUUUGAUGCAAAAAGAACUGUACCGAAAAGUGAACUCAACGGGCUCAAAGUAUCGAGAGAUGAAUAAGAAGAUAUCGAUGUUUUGUGGUUAUUACAACAAUGCUCAUUCAAUUCGGCCAAGUGGGGCGAGUGAUGAAACAGGGGCGUCAGUUUCUAACGAGGUAGCAAGAGCAAAGAGAUUUAAAACACUCGAGUCGAUAGAGCAUAGUGUCGGUGAUUCGGAUGUGCGUUGUCAUAUUAAUAUUAAUGAUGAACCCGAGAUUGACGAUGAAGUGAUGGAGAUUCCGGAAAUGAAGCCCACAAAUGGUGCCCACGAUAGGUUGAUGGCCGAUUACUUUGCCGAAAACCCGAUAUACACAGAUGAAAUGUUUAGGCAUCGUUUCCGAAUGAGCCGUCGUCUUUUCUUACGUAUAGCCAACGAUUUGGCUAAUUAUGACCUAUUUUUCACAUUAAGAUGGGAUGCUACAGGUAAAAGGGGAUUUACCACUUUACAAAAGUGUACAUCGGCAAUUCGCCAAUUGGCUUACAGUACAAGUAGCGACAUGUGGGAUGAAUAUUUGAAGAUAUCUGAUAGAACUUCACGAGAGACUUUGUAUCAAUUUUGCAAAGGGUUGGUCAAACUAUACACACAGAGUCCUUACGAAGGCCAACAAAGAAUGACAUCAUAA